AUGGACACAAACCCCUUGUUCUGCUACACGAGCGGACGAUGGCUAUGGAAUGAGUGCGAGCAACUGGAAGCCCGGUACCGACGCUUUGAUGUGUCCAGUCUUCAGCAAGCGGCUUGCCAAGCCGUCGGUGCAAGCAAGUGUAUAUCUUUCAAGAAGAUCGGCGAAGGCAACUACAACAAGGCUUAUCGUCUUCAGAUGGAAGACGGCCAAAAGAUCAUCGCAAAAGUCCCACACCCUAACGCUGGCCCACGAGGCCAUACCACGGCAUCGGAAGUGGCAACUAUGGAGUUUGCCCGGACUGUUUUGAACUUACCCGUCCCACGAGUCCUCGCUUGGAGUGCUAGCGAUCAAAAUCCUGUCCAAGCAGAAUAUAUCAUCAUGGAAGAAGCGAGUGGCUCCCCACUCCACGAAGUUUGGCAGGAUCUCCCACUGCGGAGGAAAGGUGACAUCAUUCAAUACCUAAAGUCUGUCGCUCGCCGUGAGAUCGAAUGGAUUAAUACCCAUGCGAACCCACAGCAGCCGAGUGAAAUUCCAUGGCAGUACACGAGUCCACAGCUGAAGUCCCCAGAGGCUCACACAGUCCUGUUAGAGAAGUUCUUAGCUGCAAUUCCGUAUAUCACUCCCAAGGACCCAGAGCUCGUCUCUCCCAGACUUUGGCACCCAGACUUCCAUGCUGGCAACGUCUAUAUCGACGACCAAGACCGAAUAUCGUGCAUCAUUGAUUGGCAGGGAGCCUGGGCUACCCCGGUGUUCAUCGGUGCCAAUCCCCCAUUGCUUCUAGACUAUGGGAUUGACAUGUUGAUGAAGCUCCCUGAAAACUUCAAAGCACUCGACGAUACUACACAAGAUAAGCUCAAAUACCAAGUGUCUCAGUCUAUCUUAAUUCACACGUAUGAAGAGUCUACGGUGGAGAAAAACCCUCUGAUGUACAAGGUUAUGCAUCAUCCCCAUGGCCAGACCCUCAAACAAUUAGAAGCUUUUGUUGGCUCUACCUGGGACAACUGUCUCUUUCCCCUUGAAGAAUGUUUGAUUCGCGUUGAGAGUGAGUGGAGCCACUUUGGUACAAACGAACCAUGUACGUACCAUUUCUCAGCAGAGGAGAUACAGCAACACGACGAAGAGGCGGGGUCUUUCAACAAGAGCCAGGAACUCUGGAAAGAGCUACAAGGUGUUUUGACUGAUGAGGGCUAUGCGUCGAAUGAGGGUUUCAGUAAGGCUGUCGAGAUAAUCAGAGACUUGCGAGAAUUCGGGCUAAGUGGCCUGGAGGGCGAGGAACGACGCAGCUUCGACAAGGAGACGCGCUGGGUCGCAAAUUUACGCAGCCGCUAA
Messenger RNA from Alternaria triticimaculans, 1329 nucleotides. RefSeq lists its product as uncharacterized. The transcript is spliced from 3 exons. NCBI's taxonomy places the organism in Eukaryota, Fungi, Ascomycota, Dothideomycetes, Pleosporales, Pleosporaceae. The record is from RefSeq and is a predicted model, not a curated record. The coding region runs from base 1 to 1329 and encodes 442 amino acids. Gene Ontology annotation, cellular component: mitochondrion.